Octodon degus (degu) is the source of this 892-nucleotide messenger RNA. RefSeq names its product meiotic nuclear divisions 1 (gene Mnd1). The transcript has 8 exons. The record is from RefSeq and is a predicted model, not a curated record. NCBI's taxonomy places the organism in Eukaryota, Metazoa, Chordata, Mammalia, Rodentia, Octodontidae. Gene Ontology annotation, cellular component: nucleus. Gene Ontology annotation, biological process: reciprocal meiotic recombination. Bases 130 to 747 code for a protein of 205 amino acids. Gene Ontology annotation, molecular function: double-stranded DNA binding.
CCGCCAGGGGUCGCCGCGCGCUGUGCUGCUUCCGUCGCUGCUCCGCCCGAGCGAUUGGCGCCAAAAUCAAACGCGCUCCUCGCCCACGCAGGCCUUCUCCGGGUCCCCGGAAGGCCCGGCUUCCGCGCCAUGUCAAAGAAAAAAGGACUGAGUGCAGAAGAAAAGAGAGCCCGCAUGAUGCAAAUAUUUUUUGAGACUAAAGAUGUAUUUCAGUUAAAAGACUUGGAGAAGAUAGCUCCCAAAGAGAAAGGAAUCACUGCUAUGUCAGUAAAAGAAGUUCUCCAAAGCUUAGUCGAUGAUGGUAUGGUGGACUGUGAGAGGAUUGGAACUUCGAAUUAUUACUGGGCUUUUCCGAGUAAAGCUUUCCAUGCCAGGAAACGUAAACUGGAGGCUCUCGAAUCUCAGUUGUCUGAAGGAAACCAAAAACAUGCAAGCCUACAGAAAAGCAUCGAAAAAGCAAAAAUUGGCCGUCGUGAGACCGAAGAACGAGCCAUGCUAGCAAAAGAGCUUUCUUCACUUCGGGACCAAAGGGAACAGCUUAAAGCAGAAGUAGAAAAAUACAAAGAAUGUGACCCACAAGUUGUGGAAGAAAUACGUCAAGCAAAUAAAGUAGCCAAAGAAGCUGCUAACAGAUGGACCGAUAAUAUAUUUGCAAUAAAAUCUUGGGCCAAAAGAAAAUUUGGAUUUGAAGAAAAUAAGAUUGAUAAAAAUUUUGGAAUUCCAGAAGACUUUGACUACAUAGACUAAAAUGUUUGAUGGGUGCAGAAGACUUGCCGGGCUUAUACACGUGAAUUCUAAGAUACUGUCUCACUGGCAGUGAGUUGUCAUUGCCCUGUAACUGUUUGGUGGCUUAGUGAUUCUAAAUAAAGUUAUAAACUACAGAUGUUCUUCA